Messenger RNA from Histoplasma mississippiense, 1017 nucleotides. RefSeq lists its product as hypothetical. The record is from RefSeq and is a predicted model, not a curated record. The coding region runs from base 1 to 1017 and encodes 338 amino acids. Gene Ontology annotation, biological process: beta-D-galactose catabolic process via UDP-galactose, Leloir pathway; glucose metabolic process. Lineage: Eukaryota; Fungi; Ascomycota; Eurotiomycetes; Onygenales; Ajellomycetaceae. Gene Ontology annotation, molecular function: aldose 1-epimerase activity; carbohydrate binding. The transcript is spliced from 2 exons.
AUGGCAUCCUCUUUGGACGAAUCCGCAUUCACCUUCAUCGCACUAGGUGGCAUUCUUCAGGAAUUUCGUGUUGCCGGCCAGAACAUCGUCCUUGGCUUCGAUGCCCAAGAGGAUUAUGCCAAGUACAACACCUCAUAUUUCGGCUCAACUAUCGGCCGCACUACAAACCGGCUGAAAGAUUCAGUCAUUGAAAAUCUCAAUGGGAAGACAUACUCCAUUACAACAAACCAGGAGCCUCAUUCAUUGCACGGUGGGAAGGAGGGGUGGAACUCCAAGGUCUUCGACGGCCCCAACGCUGUAUUUAGAAACGGAAAGGAAGGGUUGGAAUUCAAGUAUCUAAGCAAGGAUGGUGACGAGGGCUAUCCGGGUACGGUGGAACUGAGAGUAUGGUAUACAGCCGGCAAGGAGGUAGGGAAGGAAGGGGAACCUUCCAAAACCGUCCUAGAGAUUGAGUACGAAGUCGAGUUUGUAGGCGAUGAAUGUGAAGAAACUGUAGUGGGAGUUACGAAUCAUAGUUACUUUAACUUAGGCGAUGGGCCUACGAUUGAAGGAACAGAAGCAGUUUUAGCUACGGACAAUUAUCUCCCGACAGAUUCCACAGGCAUCCCUAUCAGCACAAUAGAGCGUUACACUUCUACACAGGUUAAUAAACCCUUCUUCCUCGGCGCAACUUCUCCAGACAUUGACGACUGUUUUGUGGUGGAUACGGAUCCGGCCUCAAUACCAGCCGACACUCGAUCUCGACCGCUGCGCCUGAACGCAGCACUCAGACAUCUGGUCACAGGAAUUCACCUCGAAGUCCAUUCCACGGAACCCGCCUUCCAAUUCUACACCGGAAAGUUCAUUAACAUCCCGUCAGUUGGCGGCGCGCCAGCACGGGGACCACGAUCAGGCUUCUGCGUGGAACCUAGCCGAUAUAUCAACGCUCCGAACGAGCCCAAUUGGAGGGGUAUGAGCGUCUUGAGGAAGGGUCAAAUUUGGGGGUCCAAGAUUGUGUACAAGGCAUGGAAGGAGUAA